Messenger RNA from Entamoeba invadens IP1, 669 nucleotides. RefSeq lists its product as hypothetical. The transcript has a single exon. Bases 1 to 669 code for a protein of 222 amino acids. The record is from RefSeq and is a predicted model, not a curated record. Lineage: Eukaryota; Evosea; Mastigamoebida; Endamoebidae.
AUGCUAAAAGCCAAAAAAGUUUUUGAUCAAGAAGAAUUAAAUGAACAUAAUGAAGUAUCAGAAAAUGAACAAAUGUUGAAUGAUGAUCUUAUUGAAGAUAUUAAGAAUAAGAAAUUGUUUGAUGAAGUUUCAGACAACCUCAUAACUCCACUUGUCAAAGAAUUGGAAACAUUUGAGGAUGGAGCAUUUAUCACCUACCAUGUUAUUGGCUACAAAGAUUUAAACAUUCAAGCUGUGUAUGAAAGUGUGCGCAAAUUUUCAUAUGAUAAAACAUCAAGUUUCAUAUUGGAGCGUUUCAUUGUAGCAUACGAUUAUCUAUUUAAAGACAUUGGAACAAUCACAAACAAAAAGUUUCUUUCAAGUGCGAUGGUAAUGCAAAGAAUGGUUGUUGGUUAUGUAAUGAACAAUGAGGCUGUUUCUUCACACAUGAGCGAAGAACCAAUUCGAACAAUUAAAAGGUGUAUUCUCAUGUCACAUGCAGCAUUUAGUAGAGAUAUUCUUAAGCGCGCAAAAACAUUAGCAUUGAGUGCAAAGACGAGGAAGACACAAGUGAUGACCAAUAACACUGCUCAAAGAAACCAAAUUGAAGAAGAAAGAGAUGUAUUGCCAUAUCUGUUAAUUCAACCACGAAAGGUGAUUAAAAAAUAUUCUGUGUUUUUAUACGUUUAG